Cuscuta campestris is the source of this 3078-nucleotide messenger RNA. The record is from the annotation of a GenBank genome assembly. NCBI's taxonomy places the organism in Eukaryota, Viridiplantae, Streptophyta, Magnoliopsida, Solanales, Convolvulaceae.
UAAGCUUAAGUUACUAGCUUGAUCCAUCAUGGGGGACAUGGAGGAAGGUGCAAAUGUUCAACGACCACCACUGUUGCGUGGACCAAAUUACAAUUUUUGGAAGGGGCGCAUGAGAGCUUUCUUAAAGUCCCAAGGUGGGAGAGUUUGGAGAAGCAUAGAAACUGGAUGGACAGAACCCACAGAGACCAACACAGAAGGAGAGAAGGUGGCAAAAUCCCUUGAGAAAUACUCAAAGGAAGAAGCAACACUGGCUGAAUGCAAUGAUAAGGCACUAAAUGCACUAUUUGGGGCAGUUGAUAGCUCACAGUACCGACUCAUUUCGAAUUGCACUGAAGCAAAGAAGGCCUGGGAGAUCCUCGAAACCACUCACGAAGGAGAUGAACGAGUAAAAACUGCUAAACUACAAAUUCUUAUGACGAAAUAUGAGAAUCUGUGUAUGGAUGAUAAAGAAAAAAUAGCAGAAUUUCAUGGGAGAGUAAGAGAACUGGCAAAUGAGGCUGAAAAUCUGAAAAGGCCUUUCACAAAAGAUAGUCUAGUGUUGAAGGUACUGAGAGCCUUACCCGAGAGCUAUGCAAUGGAUGCCAAAGCUAUUCGCCAAGCACAUGACAUAAAGAACAUGACACUUGAUCAGCUGAUGGGUAAUCUUGAGACCAUUGAGCUUCAAAUGAACGAAGAAAUUAACCAGAAGAAGAGUGUCAAACAUAUUGCAUUCCACAGCCACAAUACUGAAGAAGAAGAUGAUGAUGAGGAUCCAUCAGAUGGAGAUUAUCAAGAACAGUUAUCCCUCAUCACCAAGCAGUUCAAGAAGCAAUGGAUGCAAAAGAAAGGAAGAACAAAUUAUCAAGCUGAAUCUUCAAAGGGUUUUCAAUUUAGAAAUCCAAGGUCAAAGGAGAGCAAGGCCCCAGCUGAUGACUCCAAACGAAGAGGACCUCAAUGCUUUGAAUAUCCAGACAGCCUCACUAACCGACUUGUGGUGCUGCAGGAAGAGUUGGAUAGCCUUCAUAAAAAGCUUGAUGAAACCAUGCAGCAACUGGAACAGGUUGAAGGUGAAAAGGCAAAUCUAAACUAUGAACUCACUCAACUUAAAAGCUAUCAAAAGUGGAUGAAGAGUGUAGGUGCAGAACAGAUUGAAGACCUCGUAGACAAGUCAAGGUUCUAUGGAGACAGAACUGGCAUUGGUCAUACUCUACCAGAGAGCAGCAAAACACCCCUUGAUUUGUUUGUAACAAGAUCAAAGAUUGCUGCUGAAGAACUGAAAGAAUACAACAGAGACAAGAAGGAAGCACUCCAGCCUACUCACAUUCAUUGCCACCAGCUGAAGUACAGAAGAAGAAAGAAGGGUAAGUCAAAAGGUCUCACUAGAACUGUAAUGAAGUGGAUACCAAAACACAUGGCCUCAAGCGCCAACUCAUGUCUUAGAGUCACACCAGACAAAUGGCUGCUUGAUAGUGGGUGUUUACAUCACAUGGCUGGAGAUAAACAGAACUUAUCAAACAUUCAACCAAUAGAAGGAGGAAAUGUACGUUUUGGUGGCGGUGCACAUGGACAGAUCAUUGGGAAUGGAACACUGCAUGUCUCAGGGCUACCACCAAUCAAAAAUGUAUGGCUGGUCCAAGGACUAGAGGUAAAUCUGCUAAGCAUUAGUCAAAUCUAUGACCAAGGACUGGAAGUGGUAUUCACUCAACAAAAGUGCCGCAUCAAGGACAGAAACAAAUUUGUUGUCUUGGAAGAUGACCAGCUCCAGCACAAGGCAACAGAUGACUCACUAGAGGUGGAUAUCUCUGAGAAAAUGCUAGAAGAAGACACCGGGGAUGAAGAAAUUGAGAAAGGUUCAUCCUCCUUGAAACAAAAUCCAGAAAGUGAGACUGCCAUGGAGCAUGAAGAAGUUCAAAAAGCACCGAAAAAUGGAGACCUGUUAAACAAAGAGCAAGAUGAAGCACCACUCCAUCCAGAUCCUCCUACCAUCAUGUUGCUAGAAUACAAAACAACAACACCCCUCGAGGAACAACACCAACAUGCAGAGGUAGAUGAAGAAUUCCAAACCUUACUGGAUGAAGAACCACUUCUAGCAGUGUCUGAAGUACCAUUCAAGAAGACUGAAACUCAAGACCGCACCCCUCGCAGCUCCAAAAAGAAGGCAAAAGGGCAAAAUCCCGUUCUUUGGUCAAAACGGAAAACCAGAUCUGAGGCAGUCAUGAAAGAAGAGUCUCCUCCAUCAACCAAGAAGACCAGAACAAGCUCUCCAAGUCCAUCCAAAAUGUCAAGGUCAAAAAGGGGUAAAGAUCUGAAUCAUCACUCAGGGAAGUCCUCAACUCAUAUUUUUGUCACUACUCCUGCUAAAUCUUAUUUGCCUGCAAUUAUGAAGAAGAACAUUCUGCCCCAGCAUAAUAUUGAUUUGGAAGAUUUUGCUUUGAAAACCACACUCAUUCCUCUGUUAGAUGCCAGGAACUUUUUGAAAUCAGUUACCCUCCCUGGUUCAUAUGUCAAACAAGUCAUCUAUGAGUUCUAUUGCAAUUUGAGUGAAGAUUUUGUGAACCCUGCUGCUGUGUCUUUUGAAAAAGUGUUUGUCAGAGGAAAACUAUACACCUUUUCGUCUACUGCUGUCAACAAGUUUUUGGGAUUAGAUGAUGAUCAGGAUGCACUGGGUUUUAACAAGAAGGAUGGUGAACAAGAGGAGCCCUUGGAGCCACUAAUGCAGAUUGAUAACCGACAUUUUGAUGGAAAGCAUUUCAAUGACAUGAAGGUAGCUGAUCAGGAAACACAUGGAGUGCUUGGUGUACUCAAGUAUCUGGAACAUAAACUGCAGCAAAACAAGGAAGCACUUCUCCUGGUGGACCGACAGAGGAAAGUUCCUUGAAGAGGAGCGGCGAAGUCUCAUAUGGUUGGCAUUUGAUAUGCUAGGGGAAUGCCGUCUCUUGUAUUGUGGGAAGUAGUGCGCGCCCCGCGUGUUUGGAGUAGAUAAUUUUUGGUGCCUACUACAAAAACCAAAGUGCUUCUUUGGUGGAUCUAAUAAGGUCCAUCUCAUUUUAGAUAAACUUUCAAUCAGUAUGGUGUACAAAAGAAAAUCUGAACCACUUC